AUGGCCCGAGGAAAAGGCAGCGUUUUCGCCAAAGACGGUGUUCUGAGGCCCUUUCGCCUCUUGCGCCAGGACUGGGGCAACCUAAGCGUUCGCUAUGUCUCUGAUUGGACCGUCUUCAACCAGCUGAUCUUUGCGAGCGCCGUCUAUGUCUUCUUCACUAAUCUGCUCCCGGGAAUCACUUUUGCCAGCGAUUUGUACGAGCUCACCGGCGAGAACUGGGGCACUAUUGAAGUCGUGUUCAGCACCGGUCUUUGCGGCAUUAUCUUCUCACUAUUCUCCAUCCAGCCUCUCACAAUAUUGGGUGUCACGGGUCCGUUUUCCAUCCUAGCCGAGAACAUCUACUCGCUAUGCACCUCCUCGUUUCAUAUACCCUUUUUGCCUUUUAUGGCCUGGUCGCUCAUCCAUGCCUGCUGGAUGCACUGGCUACUGGCCAUCUUCAAUGCUCACGACUACACUAUGCGAUACGUUACCACGUUCUCGACCGAAAUUUUCUCCCUGUUGAAUAGCAUCAUCUAUUUUCACAAGGCCAUCCAGGAGCUCGAGCGUGCCCAUUCACGUUUGUCGUUUGCCGCGUUCCUCUAUGCCAUUAUCGGAUGCAUUGGAACAUGCCUGUUGGCUAUUUUCCUCGCUUCUGCGGAGAAGUGGAAGCCGCUUUUUCACCGCUAUAUUCGCAUGGGCCUUGCCGAGUAUGCCGCAGCCAUCAGCAUCAUCAUUUUCAUUGGCAUUCCUUACGCAGGAGAGCUUGCAAAUCUGGACAAGGACACGUUGCACGUAAGCACGUCCUUUCGUCCGAGUAGCCCUGAGCGGUCGGUGUUCUUCGUCAAGUUCUGGGAACUCCCCGUGGCUUGGAUUUUCGCGGCUCUGAUACCAGGCGCAAUAAUUACUGCCCUGUUCUUCUUCGACCACGAAGUGAGCAGUAUCAUCUGCACCAUCAACCGCUACGGCACUCGUAAACCAGGGGGGUUCGCCUGGGAUAUCGUCUUGCUCGGCACUACCACCGCUGUCUGCGGCAUCCUCGGCAUCCCGCCCGCAAACGGAUUGUUGCCGCAAGCCCCACUCCAUUCGGAGAGCCUCAUGCAUGAUGAUCGCGAAACCAUUCAGAGAGCAAGCUCCUCUGGCACGGAUACCAGUGAGACUAGAGUAUCUCGCCGUGUAUACGAACAAAGAUGGAGCCAUUUCCUUCAUGCUGCUGGAAUCAUGGCAUUUGUCAGCCCUCCUCUUAUGCAUGUUCUGGGCCUGACGCCGACCAGUGUACUUGCAGGUCUUUUUCUGUUUAUGGGAGAACAGAGCCUUUCUGUGAAUCCCAUCCUCUGGCGCACCUUUCAUCUACUCACACCGCCCUCAGAGCUACCACAACUCCCUCAAACGAUUCGCAACUAUGCACCCAUCCAUCUGUAUACCCUAACGCAGAUCAUCGUUACUGUGAUUAUAUUCAUCGUGACGUUGACAAAGGCUGGGCCGGCCUUUCCCAUAAUCAUCAUUCUUCUCGUGCCGAUCCGGCUGAAUUUCAUGAAUCGGAUCUGGAACCGCGAAACACUAAGAUACGUCGACGCAUGGGCAUGCCGAGACGGUACACCAGAGGAUGACGAGGAUCGGAGAGAAGAUGCGCGGAAAGGCCCCACGGAUCAGUCUAGAGGGAUUUCCACGGACGUAGAAACCGGAGAAGACGAAGAAAAUGGCAAUGGGUCGAUUAUGCUCCGGAGACUCGGCUCGGCAGACCGCAAAGAAUGA
This is a messenger RNA of Lasiodiplodia theobromae, 1731 nucleotides long. Its product is annotated as Bicarbonate transporter protein. Lineage: Eukaryota; Fungi; Ascomycota; Dothideomycetes; Botryosphaeriales; Botryosphaeriaceae. Gene Ontology annotation, cellular component: fungal-type vacuole; plasma membrane. Gene Ontology annotation, molecular function: solute:inorganic anion antiporter activity; borate efflux transmembrane transporter activity. The record is from RefSeq and is a predicted model, not a curated record. Gene Ontology annotation, biological process: monoatomic ion homeostasis; borate transport; transmembrane transport. The transcript is spliced from 4 exons. Bases 1 to 1731 code for a protein of 576 amino acids.